AUGGUUUCUGAGCUCGCAGUCCGCACGACCAACGGUGCACUUCAUCCUCAAACCUUGAAGCAACGUCACGCCGAACCCCAGCCUAACGACUCGCGUACCCUCUUUGUGGGCGAGGUGGAUCUUCCCGAAUACGAAGAGCCGUUACUGAAAGUAUCUCCGCGCCGUUUUGUUCUCUUUCCGAUCCAAUACGACGAGAUAUGGGCCUUCUACAAGAAAGCUCAGGCCUCAUUCUGGACCGCUGAAGAGAUUGACCUCCAGCACGACUUGUGGGACUGGGUCAAGCUAACUCCAGGCGAGCGCCACUUCAUUUCACAUGUCCUUGCCUUCUUCGCCGCCUCGGACGGUAUCGUCAACGAGAACCUCGUCGAGCGAUUUUCGAACGAGGUCCAAGUCGCUGAAGCCCGCUGCUUCUACGGCUUCCAAAUCAUGAUGGAAAACGUCCACUCUGAGACGUACUCCCUCCUCAUUGAUACUUACAUCAAGGACGUGAACGAGCGCGAAUAUCUCUUCGACGCCAUUGAGACGAUACCCUGCAUAAAACUCAAGGCGGACUGGGCUCUGCGCUGGAUCACGGACAAGCAUUCGACGUUUGCCGAGCGUCUCGUUGCGUUUGCGGCAGUCGAGGGGAUUUUCUUUUCGGGCUCGUUUGCUGCCAUAUUUUGGUUCAAAAAGCGUGGGCUCAUGCCCGGCUUGACCUUUUCGAAUGAACUCAUCAGUCGAGAUGAAGGAAUGCACACCGACUUUGCCUGUCUCGUGUUCACACACCUAAAGCGUCGACCACACCCUCAGACUAUUCUCAACAUUAUUACAGAGGCUGUUGAAAUUGAGAAGACCUUUUUGACUGAUGCUCUUCCUGUCGCGCUGAUUGGGAUGAACGCAAACCUUAUGUGCCAGUACAUUGAAUUCGUCGCCGACCGCCUUUUGACCUCUCUAGGCAACAAUAAGCACUAUGGCUCCGCCAAUCCCUUUGACUUCAUGGACAUGAUCUCCCUUCAAGGCAAGACAAACUUCUUUGAACGACGCGUCUCAGAGUAUGCGAGGGCCAACAUUGAACACUCGCCGGCCAUGUCCCGUUCAACCUCCUGCUCUUCUAAUAAGUUCUUCUCAACGGCGGAAGACUUCUAA
Messenger RNA from Cyclocybe aegerita, 1125 nucleotides. The record is from the annotation of a GenBank genome assembly. NCBI's taxonomy places the organism in Eukaryota, Fungi, Basidiomycota, Agaricomycetes, Agaricales, Hemipholiotaceae.